Messenger RNA from Chaetura pelagica (chimney swift), 1505 nucleotides. RefSeq names its product UTP18 small subunit (SSU) processome component homolog (yeast) (gene UTP18). Bases 1 to 1476 code for a protein of 491 amino acids. NCBI's taxonomy places the organism in Eukaryota, Metazoa, Chordata, Aves, Apodiformes, Apodidae. Gene Ontology annotation, cellular component: Pwp2p-containing subcomplex of 90S preribosome; small-subunit processome. The record is from RefSeq and is a predicted model, not a curated record. The transcript is spliced from 14 exons. Gene Ontology annotation, biological process: rRNA processing. Gene Ontology annotation, molecular function: protein binding.
AUGGUAUUUGAGGCCAAGGUCAACAACGAGGUCACCACAACCUUCAAGCCAAGGGAGCUGGUGUUCGGGGACAGCCUCAACGUGGAGGAGGACGAGCUGCUGCAGUGCCUGGCCAGCACCGCGCCGCUUCACGCUGCAGAGAGGAACGUUCUCCAGAAAGACUCCAGCGAUGUGGAAGUAGAAAAUGAGGCGAAAGGGAAAUUCGUGUCGAAAAAGCCGGCCUGGGUGGAUGAAGAUGAUGAAGCUGAGGAAGAUGUUGACAUGACCCAUAGGUAUAGGAAAGAUUUCAUGAAAAGUGAUGCUGAGAAGACACUUACUAAGAAAAAACUAAAAAGAAGACUUGAAGAACAGUUUCAGCGAGCUAUGGGAGGAGUUCCUGCCUGGGCUGAUUUAGAAAACCAGAAGAAAUCCAGAAAGACUGCAAGUGAUAGUGACACUGAUGAAGAUGAUGAUCUGCUCUGCAGGACUGGCAAUUACAUAACCACCUCAGAGUCCCUGCCAAGAGGAAUUCUGAAGAUGUCAACCUGCUUGCCUGCUAAUCAGGAACGUUUUGCUGAAGGCAAACUGGCAACUGUGCAGUUUCAUCCCUCUGCUCAAGUGGUCAUGACUGCUGGGCAGGAUCGAUCUGUGUCACUCUUUCAGGUUGAUGGUAUAAGAAAUCCAAGAAUACAGAGCAUCUAUUUAGAGAGUUUUCCAAUUUAUAAGGCUUGUUUCAGUGUUGAUGGAGAACAAGUUAUAGCCACUGGUACUCACCAUAGGAUGUUCUUUGUGUAUGACAUGAUGAGUGGAAGGAUUAUUCCUGUACAGAAAGUAAGAGGUGUAGAGGAAAGAUUUCUCAGAAGCUUUGAACUCUCUCCAGAUGGAUCAUUUAUGCUUCUAACUGGAACUUCAGGUUACCUUCACUUGCUAUCAAUGAAGACCAAGGAACUGAUUAGCACUAUGAAGGUAAAUGGAAGAUGCACGGCAUCUGCUUUCACUCCAGACAGCAGUAAAAUAUAUAGCUAUUCAAAGGAAGGCGAAGUUUUCAUCUGGGAUGUGAGAAGCAGAAAGUGUCUACACAAAUUUGAAGAUGAAGGUUCUUUGGAAGGAAAGUGCAUUGCUGUUUCAAAAAAUAACCAGUAUGUGGCAUGUGGUUCAACUUCUGGAGUUGUGAAUUUAUAUACUACUGAUGUCUGUCUCAAAGACAACCACCCUAAACCAGUUAAAGCCAUAAUGAACUUAGUUACCUCUGCUACAUGUGUGACCUUCAAUCCCACGACGGAGAUUUUGGCAGUGGCUUCCCGUGAAAUGGAUGAAGCUGUCAAAUUGGUGCACAUCCCUUCAUAUACUGUAUUCUCCAACUUCCCAGUCUUCAGAAGAAAACAGAUUUAUCUUGCUCAAUCUAUGGACUUUUCUCCCAGAAGUGGUUUUUUCUCUGUAGGAAAUAACAAGGGCAAAGCUUUGUUAUUUAGGUUGAAACAUUAUUCAGAUUUUUAAAGGAAGAUACAGAGGAAAAUGGACCAGUA